AUGAAUGUUUUACCGAGUUACGACGAAGAUUUGCAUCAAGAAGCUAGCAACAUGGCGCACGAGCACACCGCGCCACCUAUGGACAUUGCGCUCUUGCUUCAGGAAAUUCGGUCCGGGAAUCAAGCCCUGAGUGACAAACUGGACAAACACACGACAGAGAUCAACCAGUCUAUCUCGGGGCUAAAGACAGCACUCGAUGGUUUAAAGUCCCGUGUUAAUGAAACGGAGGACCGCAUAGGAGCAGUGGAGGAUGAGCUGAGUGACGUGAGCGCCCAGGUGGCCAAACUUAUAAAAGACAAGACAUUCUUAAUGGAUAAAGUUGACUCACUCGAGAACUACAGCAGGCGCAACAACAUUCGUUUAAUAAACCUGCGGGAAGGUUGUGAAGGUAAUGACCCAGUGGCUUUUUUUACCAACUGGCUCCCAAUCAUACUCGGACGUGAGGAGUUCGCGGGACCGCUCAUGAUAGAGCGAGCGCACCGAACACUCGGUCCGAAACCAUCCGCAAGCGAGAGACCCAGACCUGUGCUGAUCCGGCUGCUGAACUACCAAGAUCGGGAGAAAAUACUACGCACUGCUGCAAAGCGAUACAAGGAAAACAAGAGUCCUAUAACGUACGAGGACAGACCUCUUAUGUUUUUCCCUGAUUUAAGCCCGAACCUGGUGAAGCGGCGUAAGGAGUUCGACCAUGUGAAGGGAGAGCUGCGCUCCAGGAAUAUACAGUACUCACUAUUACAUCCUGCAACCCUGAGGAUAACGCUCGCCGAUGGGAAACGGAAAAUCUUCCAAACACCGGGAGAAGCAGCAGCUUUUCUAAAGGAAUAG
Molecule: messenger RNA, 825 nt
Organism: Knipowitschia caucasica
Lineage: Eukaryota; Metazoa; Chordata; Actinopteri; Gobiiformes; Gobiidae
Source: the annotation of a GenBank genome assembly